Messenger RNA from Aspergillus ruber CBS 135680, 2211 nucleotides. RefSeq names its product Zn(II)2Cys6 transcription factor. Gene Ontology annotation, molecular function: DNA binding; DNA-binding transcription factor activity, RNA polymerase II-specific; carboxy-lyase activity. The transcript is spliced from 7 exons. The record is from RefSeq and is a predicted model, not a curated record. Bases 1 to 2211 code for a protein of 736 amino acids. Gene Ontology annotation, biological process: regulation of DNA-templated transcription; DNA-templated transcription. Lineage: Eukaryota; Fungi; Ascomycota; Eurotiomycetes; Eurotiales; Aspergillaceae.
AUGUCCACCACAGCCGCCUCAGCUUAUCCAAUCCGCCGCAGGCCUCGCCUAUGCAAGACCUGUCUCCCUUGCCGAGCCAGUAAAGUGCGCUGCGAUCGCAACCUGCCGUGCGGGAACUGCGCAAAGCGCAACUUCACCUGCUCCUAUAGCCAGGCGCCGCUAUCCACUGGCGCGACGAUACCUCAUCUACAACCACAAUCACAAUCGCAACAACCACUGUCUACAUUACCGCUGUCGCUGCAGCAGCAUAUUAUACAGAGAGAAAUAUGUCCGAGGAACAACCCGUAUCCUGGCGUGACUGGCGAUGACGAUGACGAGGAUGAGGACGAUUCGUCGGAUACGGUGAAUAUCUCGCAGGCGGAAUGGGAGGAUAUACAUACCAAGAUGGGCGCGAUGGAGCAGAUCCUCAACAGUUUGCAUUCGAUAUUCCAGUCACAUUCGGGGCGGCAAUCGCCACCGGCAGAGACAGAGAUGGAUAGAGAAAGACGUCGAUCCCCGCAAGUUGGAAGUAUCUUUCGACCAAGUCCGUUGCUGAAAAAGGGUACUAUACAUAUAGGUUCGCGGUCUGCGUUGGUGGAUAUCUUCAAUAAAUCGAAGACUUCCGAUGACACGGCCCAGGCUUUGCCCAAGGAUGAUCUGCUUGCGGAGCUGGCGCUGGGAAAUCAGUCCGUCGCUUAUCCCUUUGUCGAUCUUUGGUCGUCGGACCCGUUUACGUUUAAUAUUGUUGCAGUAUGUGAUGUGUUACCGGUGGAUGUGCAAUGUUAUAGAUUUUUUGAUUACUACAAAAAUAUCGGCGCUGUUUUAUACCCCGUUCUUUCAGAUAUCGCCCAAGUCGAGCAAAGUGUACAGCAAUUACUACAGAAUCGUGCAGCCGCUGGCGGAGGAUACCAUCCAGAUGAUAAUGGCCUGGUGAAGCCGUUCGGUAUGAGCUUGGGCUUUUUGAGUCUUCUUUUUGCCAUUCUUGCCUCUGGGUGCCAACUGUCUGAUCUGCCUGCCAGUGAGCGGGAGUUGACUUCGUGGGUUUACGUAUCCUGUUCAUACCAAUGUCUGCGGAUGAUGAAUUAUGUCGCGCAACCCACUGUAGAGGUAAUACAGAUCUUGUUGAUUAUUAGCAAUGUUUUGUCGUAUAAUAUGAAUGCCGGUGCUUCGUAUACCUUGCUUGGAAUGACGGAGCGAAUGUGCAUGGUCCUCGGUCUUCAUGUCGAAACGCCAGGAUUCUCGCGAUCCGAGCAGGCUGUUCGCAGAAGAAUAUGGUGGACAAUGGCUUUCCAAAACAGCCAUUUCUCGCUAGCAUAUGAUCGACCAUCCAUCACCAUGGUUAGUCAACCAGAGAUACAAUAUGACCGUAAGUCGAUGCCCGGACAUCGGUCAUAUUUUGAAUCACUCUGCCGGGUAGUAUCGCUAGCACUCGAGAUGCUUCGAGGACGGUUAGACUCGGAACAUUCUCAUGUCCGAUAUCACGAUAUCCGCGAGUAUAAGCAACGCAUGCAUCGCAUUCUGGCAGAAGCUGCCCCGCACUUGCGAUUCGCAGACCGUUGCGUCACAAUAGCUGAUAACAUCGAGCGGACGGAGUUGCGACUGCAUUCUUGUUACCUGAUCUCCGUGCUGUGUCGUAUUUCACUAGACCCGGACUCACAUCUAGAUGGCCAUCGCCGCGCACUAGUCCGUGAGGAUUGUAUAGCAAACCUGGUCGGAACCAUCGAAGCAUUCGUCGAGCUACACUCGAUCAACCAUCACUGUUCACGAUCCUGGAUCAGCGUACAGCGCGCAAUCGCAUGCGCAUUCCUCCUAGUUGCCCACGAUGGCCAAUCCCACCCGCGAACACGUUUCCUAAUCCAAAAACUCCAAGACGUCCUCGCAGACCACGUAUACGCCGACGGCGCAGUGGCACACAACAGCCGCACCGAUUCAGCCAAACAUUUGGCAACUUCCCUCCGUGCUCUGCGCGAAAUCAGCGCGGCAUUCCAGGCGCGACAGAUGCGCACGCCUCCUGAAAGCGACGUUGUGUCCAAGCCGGACACUCCCAAUAUAACCGUGACGAUGCCGUCUGCUUCGGGGUCAGUGAUGGCUAACCCGGGUAUGGCAGCGCCUGCGAUGCCGAGAUAUGGCCAGAGCCAAACCUAUGUUCCCAUGGAGUACGAAUAUCCGGAUAUGCGCAAUAUCCUAGACCAGGUUUCGGAUGUCAUGUUGUUUCCGAGUAUGUCGGAGUGA